GGGAGAUUAUUAUUCGUAUUAUGCGCUCGUUUGUUAUUUCGUAGCGCUGAAUAUUUACUACUAUUAUGGUAUUUUAUUUAUAAACCCCGAAAACUGUAUAUUUGUUCCGUUUUAUGGUAUAAUACACAAAAAAUAUUUUAUUGCUCUGAGUGUGUGUGCAAUGAUUAGCGGCUCCAGAAAAAAUGUCUUCAUUUGAGAAAUUAAAACUUCUCAUUUGGAAGAACUUUCUACUACAAACAAGACACAAAUGGCAGACUGCUUUUGAAAUCGCAUCGCCGGUAGUAUUUUCGCUGUUUUUGAUUCUGAUAAGAUGUCUCGUCGAUCCACAAUCCAAUCCGGAUGUGUCCUAUCCAGCAUUCCCACCAACAUACUUCAAUAUAAGUGGAAGAGAGUUUGGAAAUUUAACAUCUGCAAAAAGAGAAGGAACCUUAGCUUUCUCUCCUGAGAAUGCACUCACUAGGAAGGUGACUGAAGAUGCAAUGGCAACAGUGGCUCUGGACAACCUCAAUGGAUUUAUAGCUUUGCUCUUUGAUACCCGAAUGCUUCCUCAACCAAAGGGAUAUAAAAAUUCAAGUGAAAUGGAAAAAGCCCUCACUCAACCGAAUGCCAUGAAUCGUAUUUUGGUUGGCAUUGAAUUUGAUGACAAAAUGGCAAACGCAACAGAAUGGCCGGACGACAUAAAGGUGUCCCUGCGUUUCCCCGCCGUGAUGAGGACGCCGAUGAUGGAACAUCCGCUGCGGGCGAGCUGGCGGACCAACCUGCUGUUCCCGCUCUUCCCUUUGCCAGGACCCAGGGAUCCAAACGACAUGUAUGGCGGGAAGAAACCAGGUUACUCCCCGGAAAUGUUCCUUGCCGUCCAGCACGCGGUUUCCCAGGAGAUAAUCAAACAGAAGUCUGGGAAGCCUAUCAGCACAAAAAUAUACCUGCAGAGACUACCACAGAAUGCGUAUAGGGUGGAUGAUUUACUGGUGGCUAUGGAACGUUUCAUAUCUAUGAUCAUCAUGAUAUGCUUCGCGUAUACCUUCGUCAAUACUGUCCGUGUUGUCACCGCUGAGAAGGAAAUGCAGUUAAAGGAAACGAUGACAAUAAUGGGACUGCCGUCAUGGCUGCACUGGCUGGCCUGGUUCAUCAAACAGUUCUCCUUCCUCCUCAUAUCCGUCAUACUAAUUGUGAUAUUAUUUAAGAUCCCAUUCAACUCAACGAAGACCGGCGAGGGCUACGCGGUGCUGACGUUCACGCCGUGGUCGGUGUUGCUGUUCUUCAUGGUGCUUUUCGUGAUCGCCUCGCUGUCUUUCUGUUUCAUGGUCAGCGUAUUCUUUACUAGAGCCAACACAGCGGCGUCCUUUAUGGGUCUAGUCUGGUUCUCCACGUACGCGGCGUACAUGCUGACUCAGAUGCUGUACGAGGACAUCAGCCUCACCACUAAGGCGCUUAUCAGCCUCAUCUCUAACGCCGCCAUGGGCUACGCCCUCCAGAUGCUCAUCAUGAGUGAAGGAACAUCUAAAGGCCUACAAUGGGGCGAUUUCUUCUCGCCUGUAUCAUACCACGAUCGCUUCACGCCCGGCCACGUGGCCCUGCUCCUGAUGUUCGAUGCUGUCCUCUACAUGCUGAUAGCCAUGUACGUGGAGAAGAUCAGGCCUGGGCUGUACGGGGUACCCCUACCCUGGUAUUUCCCCCUCACCAAGAGCUACUGGUUCCCGAAUAGGACGAAAGUGGCAGCAAUAACAAAACAAGAUGGCUGCGAUCAGGAGUACAAGAACUCUCUGCUCAAAGUCGUCCACGAUGAGGAACCCAAGGGAGUACCAAUGGGCAUCAAUAUUGAAAACCUAACCAAAGUGUACAAGGGACGUAAAAAGGCCGUAGAUAACCUAAACCUGCGAAUGUAUGAGAAUGAAAUAACAGUGUUGCUGGGUCACAACGGAGCAGGAAAAACCACGACCAUAUCCAUGUUAACAGGUAUAAUACCCCCCACAUCCGGUUCAGCGACCAUCAACGGGUACGACAUAGUCACGGAGACGGAGCUGGCUCGCCAGUCCCUGGGCAUCUGUCCCCAACACAACGUCCUCUUCCCCGACCUGACUGUGGCCGAGCACAUCAUUUUCUACUCCCGGCUGAAGGGCGUACCCAGCUCGAAGGUCAAGGAUGAAGUAGACCACUUCAUGAAGCUUUUAGAACUGGAGGAGAAGAGACACGUGGUGUCGGCGCACCUCUCCGGCGGUCAGAAGCGGCGGCUGUCGGUGGGCGCGGCAAUGUGCGGGUCGUCGCGCGUCGUGCUGCUCGACGAGCCCACCUCCGGCCUCGACCCCGCCGCGCGCCGCUCGCUCUGGGACCUGCUGCAGAGAGAGAAGAAAGGGCGAACCCUCAUCCUCACAACUCACUUCAUGGACGAGGCGGACGUCCUCGGUGACCGUAUAGCGAUCAUGUCGGGCGGCAAACUCCAGUGCGUCGGCCGCCCAUACUUCCUCAAGAAACAUUACGGCAUCGGGUACAAGAUAACCAUUGUGAAGGCGAAUGAUUGUAAUGUUGAGAACGUCACGGCGUUCUUCCGGAAAUACGUCCCGGAGGUGAAGGAGAAUACUAAUAUUGGAUCGGAGCUAACGUACAUUCUGCCGAACGAGCACGUGACGAAGUUCCCCGACAUGCUCAAAAUCUUUGAGGAGCAGAAGGAUGUGCUUAAAAUAUCCAGCUACGGCCUGUCUGUCACCAACCUUGAAGAGGUGUUCAUGAAAGUUGGUGCCGAAGACCAAGAUGUGAUUUCAGAAACUAAGAUUAACCACAAGGCAAAACAAAACGACAUCGCCAUGUAUCCUAUUGACGGCCAAAAUGGUGUAUUAAGCGAGGAACCGAUAGAGAAAGUGAAGGGAUUCAAAUUACUGAAGAAUCACAUAAAGGCGAUGUUCCUGAAACUCGCUUACAACACGACGAGGAACAAGCUAACAUCACUUAUACAGUUUAUAACACCAAUCAUAAAUAUAUCUAUAUCUGUACUUAUAGCUCGGUCAUGGAAGUUUAUAUCCCAACUACCUCCCCUAGAGUUGAGCUUGGAGAGUGGGUUUAGAAAGACCGAAACUCUCGUGUCAGAAGGAUUCAAUUUGACAGAGAACAGUCUAGAACGAAGAAUGAUGGUGGCGUUGAAAAGCUACUUCAAGAACGUCAGUGAUCCCACGAUGAUGUUGAACGAUAUUGGACACAUGGAUCUCGGGAAGUAUUAUUUGAAACUGAGUGCCGCGGACCUGCCCCGCGUACGGUACGAGACGCUGGUUGGCGCGACAUUCGCGCCGGGUCGCGUCACGGCGUGGUUCAGCAACUACGGCUACCACGACGCCGGCGUCGCGCUCGCGAUGGCGGACGGCGCGCUGCUCGCCGCGCUCAGCCCCGGCGCGCGCCUGCGAGUGGUCAACCACCCCCUGCCGUACUCCAUAGAGAACCUGGUCAAAGUGAUGGCUAAUGGCAGCAGCAUGGGUUUCCAGUUUGCGUUCAAUAUUGGAUUCUGUAUGGCUUUCGUAACGGCGUUUUUGGUACUCUUUGCAAUUAAGGAGCGCACGAGCGGCGCGAAGCUGCUGCAGCGCGUGGCGGGCGUGCGGCCGGCGGUGCUGUGGACGACGGCGCUGCUGUGGGACGCGUUCUGGCUGCUGCUCGUGUACGCCGGCAUCGUCGCUACGCUCGCCUUCUACGGCGAGGACACGCUCAGCUCGCCUGCCGAGCUCGGUAGAAUAAUGUUGGUGUUGGUACUGUUCUCGUUCGCGAUGAUUCCCCUGCAUUAUCUGGCCUCAUUCUUCUUCGAAGCCUCCGCAACUGGCUUCUCGAAAAUGUGUUUCAUAAACAUAUUUACUGGUUGUAUGCCGUUUUUGAUAACGGAAGUUUUGAGAUUCCCGGUGGUCGGGAAUCCAUAUUACGCGAAUAUAUUCGACUGGGUCUUCUCUCCACUGCCUAUUUACUGCCUUUGUAGAAGUUUCAAGGAUAUGAGUACGUCAGCGUUCAAGGUGCUGGCGUGCGACGCGCUGUGCACGCAGUUCAACACGGACAACUGCACGCGCCGCACCAUAUGCACCACGUUCAACAUCUCCGAGUGUUGUAUUGACGAUGAUCCGUUUUUGGACUGGAGUGAACCCGGUAUUGGCAGAUAUCUGUUCAUGAUGACGUUUGUCGGUUUUGUUGGAUUCACAAUACUUCUGCUCAAGGAAUAUGAAGUUUUCCACAAGUUUACUCAACGGCGCGUACGCAUGCCGGACGCUCGCGAGGACGAGGACGCGGACGUGCAGGCGGAGCGGCGCGCGGUUCGUUCGUUACCGCGGACGGAGCUGCCUCGAUACAGCCUCGUUGCCACCGACCUGUCAAAGUACUAUGGCGACUUCCUGGCUGUGGAUAGACUCACUUUUGCGGUACGAGCGGGCGAAUGCUUUGGUUUAUUGGGCAUAAACGGUGCGGGCAAGACGAGCACGUUCCGUAUGCUGACGGGCGACGCGCGCGCCACUGCGGGCGCCGCGCGCGUGCAUGGCUACUGUGUGAGCACACAGCUGCGGCAGGUGCAUAGGCUUAUUGGCUACUGCCCGCAAUUCGACGCCUUGCUGGAGAACCUGACCGCGCGCGAGACGCUCAAGAUAUUCUGUCUGAUGCGCGGCAUCCCCGUCAGCGUGGGCUCCGCGCGCGGCAUACAGCUCGCCGAGAUGUUGGGAUUCAUGAGGCAUUAUGAUAAAAAGGUUCAUGAAUGUAGCGGAGGUACGAAAAGGAAAAUCAGUACAGCGCUAGCCCUGUUGGGUGAUUCACCGCUCGUGUUCUUGGACGAGCCUACUACAGGUAUGGACCCAGCGUCGAAGCGGCGCGUGUGGUCGAGCGUGAUGUGCGCGGUGCGUGGCGGGCGCAGCGUCGUGCUGACGUCACAUAGCAUGGAGGAGUGCGAGGCGCUGUGCUCGCGACUCACCAUCAUGGUCAACGGACGAUUCAGCUGCCUCGGCCCGCUGCAGCAUCUCAAGAAUAAGUUCUCACAAGGAUACACGUUAAUCGUGAAGUGCAAAGGCGGCGUGGAUAAAGAUGGCACCGUUAACCAGUACGUCAUGGAUAGAUUUAAUGACGUCAAACUCAUUGAAACAUACCUCGGUAUAAGUACUUACUACAUAAACGAUACCAACCUUCCCUGGUGGCAGCUUUUCGGCGUAAUGGAAGAGGCUCGCAAACUGUACUCCAUAGAAGACUACUCCGUGUCACAAACCACCCUAGAACAAGUGUUCCUUAGAUUCACCAGGCUACAAGGUAACGCUAACGAGUAAUAAUGGUGCAUUUUAGUUAUACUCGAUUUAUACGAUCUUAAUUUGUACGACAAAAUGUACGUUGGCAUACAGACGACUGGGAACUGCGAAAAAAUGAUUGAAACUUGUUUUGUCUUACGUCAAGUGGCGUCUGGCUAUGCCCUAUGUUAAGGCUGAAUUUAGUGUCGCGCUGUCACGCUUAUGGCCCGAGAUGUUGAUUUUUGACUAGGAAGCGUUUAACGGUCUCUUAUUUCAUACAUUUCGAUUGCACCGAAACUGAAAACAGAACUAACGA
Molecule: messenger RNA, 5541 nt
Organism: Aricia agestis (brown argus)
Lineage: Eukaryota; Metazoa; Arthropoda; Insecta; Lepidoptera; Lycaenidae
Product: phospholipid-transporting ATPase ABCA3-like
Exons: 31
Coding region: 183-5267 (1694 amino acids)
Biological process (GO): transmembrane transport; lipid transport
Cellular component (GO): membrane; intracellular membrane-bounded organelle
Molecular function (GO): ABC-type transporter activity; ATP hydrolysis activity; ATP binding
Source: RefSeq, a predicted model, not a curated record